This is a messenger RNA of Fomitiporia mediterranea MF3/22, 6230 nucleotides long. RefSeq lists its product as uncharacterized. The record is from RefSeq and is a predicted model, not a curated record. The transcript is spliced from 6 exons. Bases 99 to 5834 code for a protein of 1911 amino acids. NCBI's taxonomy places the organism in Eukaryota, Fungi, Basidiomycota, Agaricomycetes, Hymenochaetales, Hymenochaetaceae.
CGCAAGCACCGUCCUCCGACGCAACUUGCUGUCCUCUGUCUGAAAGUGGCUAGAAAUCAUAGUUCACCGAGGCCUUGUAUAGGGACGGCGGUCUCAUCAUGUCUACUCAACAUAGACAGCAGCCAUCUCGGCUGUUCAUACCACCCAUGCUGAACACCCGCCUAGCAAAUGGUGUAGAUACCCGAACAAUGUUUUCACCCGCUCUCCAAACCGCGCACCAGCCGGGAUUUCCUCCUCUACCUUCGGCGCACCCAUUUAAUCCUGGAUUUCCUCUGCAAACCCCGAUACAAGGGUCUUUUUUCCAUCCCGCGUCGAAUGCACCACCGCGACAGAUGGGUCACGGCCAUCGUGCGACUGGAAGUAUGGCUCAGAUUCCAUCUGUUGGCAUGCACCCGCCUGUACCGAUGACUCCGUUUGGGUCCCAGUUUCCACCUCAACUGCUGCAUGGCGGUGGUCCCAACCCUUCGGCGCAACCAUUUGUGCCGAAGAGCAGGCGAACACCGUCCAUGAUCGGUGGGCCACCGAAAGCCGCACUGGGAGGGCCAAACAGGAAAGUUAGCCCCCUCCCGCCUUCUUCGCAGGUCGCGACUAUCUUGGAAAAGGUGAAGGCAAAGAAGAUUCCGGUGAAGAUUCCUCUGGAAUCAGGAAGUGAUGGAGUAGGCACGGACGCGUCUAAGCCAUCAUUGUGGUCGAGACGACCCAUUGCAUCGUCUGAACUCCCGAUUCCAGCGGAUAUAGAACCUCCGGAAAUAUCUUCCGCGCCGUUGUAUCCGGAUGAAGAACAUACCAGGCAGCUACCACCCACAAUUGAUGUGUUUCUACCAAGCAAGUCUGCCUGGGCUGAAUUGAAGCAGCGGGAAAUCGAUGAAAAGUUGGAGAAACUUGGGAUAGAGCGGAGGUCUUUUGAAUAUGAACAUUCGGAAAAUGCAUAUGGUCCGCGUGGUCGUGCUAGUUCGAUAUCGUCUCCUGCUGAUCCUAACCUGCUCAUGCUGAAACUUAACAAACUGCAGCAGCAACAAAGUGGUUCAAACUCUUUAGCAACUUCUCCUCAACCUCAUUCGUCUAGCAUAUCUCCUAAUCCUAUGUUCGGCCAGCGGUUACAGGCGCAUGGACACAGCAUGUCACUUGCACCUGGCGUUGUCUACCCUCAACCAGCAUUAAAUGGAUUCGGCGCCAAGCAAAAUUUGGAUAAGCAAAGCACUACCUCUGACGAGGAUAGCGUCGCCAAAGCCUCGUCGCCGCUUAGUAUUUACGCACCGCAAGGCAGGGUCCCUGCCCAGCUCCAAGUUCCAUCGGCCCCUGCUCGUACCGAGAGCCGGCCGGACUUUAUUCGCGGAUUUGGGCUAGAUAUUCCUGAAGAAGAGGAAGAGGAGGAGGAAGAACUUCAGAGAACGGAAACAGAGCCUACCGCAGAGACUACUAUGGCUGAAUCGCCUAAAGUCCUCGAGGAUGACGCGCCUCCUUCGGUUCCAAUGCAGCUGAACAACGUGGAAAACAACGUGGUCGCUCCAAAAGAGGGCACCCACACGCGACACACGUCGAGAAUAUCUGUCGCACUUUCUCUGGGCUCAGUGUCCAAGAACAUGGAUGUAACGAUGGUGGAUCACAGUAGGCAUUCAAGCAUAGCUAUGCCAGGAGAGAACCACGGUGCAGAGCACAAUCAGGAGGUCUUACCUGAUCCGCUCAAUGAAUGGACGGGAUCGGAAUCAGUCUCUGACGACCAGGAGAGCAUUGGUGAAUGGUCCAACCCGUCCGAUGAGGAAAGAGCGCGUCAGGAACGCCUUCAGCGUCGAUAUCUGCGUCGCAUGCAACGUGAGGCUCAGGAAAUGCCACGCCGGUUACCGGAGUUCCCGAAGCCUCCUGAGGAUAAGUAUAAUAUCGACGAUGAAGAUAUUAUUUCGAACCCCAGUGAUGAGGGACGUCAUAUGACUUUCAUUGGCCAAAGUGCAGGAGCUCAACAAUUUGGACAAUCCAUCGCAGAUCAGAACGCGCGUGCAAGCCGUCCACUCCCUCCCGUGCCUCACUCCCGCGAUCCUUCAAAUCAGUAUUCUUAUUACGGUUCGCUUCCGUCGCAUUCGCGAGGCGCAUCGGAACACUUUGCAAGCGGACAGUUCAGUAUUCCAAUGAGCCAGACAGGGCCGAAUCAGCAUGCGAAGACACCCAGCCUAUCGUCAUCAAGGAAGGAACUUAAUCCUUUCGCAAAGCCAUUUAUGUUUGGUGGUAGCACUGGUUUCAUACCGUCUGCUGCCCCUCAGUCUGUUCCGGCGUCUGUGUCUGUUCGAAGCGAGGCCGCAACCUCGCCAGCUCAAGUCAGCGCCCCAACACAUUCUCGGGCUCCAUCCUUUGUUGCGUCGCGUGCGCUUAACGCGGCUGCAAAAGAAUUCAAGCCUGCUUCGUUCACCUUCCGUGCACCGGAGGGUGUUCCUGCAUUAUCCUUCCCAGAACCAGUACCCGAGACCUCUCGACCUCUUCCUGAACCUCCUACCAUCAGCAGAGCAGUCCAAGGACGAGAAAAGAGGCAGAGGACGGAUAUUUCUAACGUGUCAUAUGACAGUGAAGACUCGGAUAUCGAACAGGGGCACGAUUCUAUGGCUAGCUUCCGCUUCCCUGCUGCUCCUGAGCCUACCAUGGUGCAUGCUCGAUCAGAACCAACAUCGCCCUCAGCGGUAGUGAACCGUAACACAGGAGCUCUCAAUGCAUCUGCAAAGCCUUUCACUUUCUCCGGCUUCUCUACCUUGCCCCCGACCUUACCGCCUCUGCUCGGUCAAGAACAAAGGUCACUUACGGACGCCUUUAGUGCGGAUUUCUCGGUUAAUGCGACACGCGGGUCUGCGCUUGGCGAGGAUGACCGGACGCCAGAGAUGACAUUACCGAGUUUACAGAAACAGAAGAGAGCACCCAUUCCACUUGAUUUCAAGCACCCGGUGUCGACAAAUAUGGUACCUGCUGGAUUGUUCAAGAACUUAGGCACUGGAGAUGUAGAGAAUGGACGCGCAGUUCGUGGUCCGAGCGGCUCUCUUGAGAUAUCCGACUCUCGUAGUGAUAUCUCUUUGGAUGAUCUGGCCGUGCCUGCAAUCUCUCGCAACGCGACCAGACGCGUGGCUAAACCCGAGGACUUGGACGUAAGUGAGGACGAGUUCGAUGGUGCAUCGAAUGAUGAGGCUUCGCAUGAUGGUCGAACCUCGGAGGAGACGCAACCAAACAGUCCAGCAUCUCGAAGCUCCAUGAUGCCUGCCGAUGUUGCGAGUUAUAGUCAGGGCCUCCGUCUCGAGGACAGGCUUGAAACUCUUCUUGACCACAAGCUUGAAGUGCUUCGCAAUGACGUUGUUGCUCAGCUAAGAGGAGGUGGGAUCAUUAGCAGCUCUACAGACGAACUGGUCAGAGAAGCAAUGGCCAUGUUCCGUACACAGCUUCGUGAGUCGGCGGCGAAAGGUCUGAAUGACAGUUCAAUGGAUGCAGGCGGAGAGUUGGAUUUCGAGAUGAUAAGAGAAAUCGUUGAACAGGGUCACGAAGAUUCACGGAGACUCAUUCAAGAGGACCUUGCCACCAUCAUCAGGAACUUUAAGGACUCGGAAGGUUCUGUAGCACCUGAAUCGAUUGUCGACCUUAUCCGCAAUGUGCAGGAUCUGAGAACGAACGUGCUUAUAUCGAAUGCUGAAGUCGCCAAGCGACUGGGUGCUAUUGAAGCUGUAGCUCCUCAUUCGGGCGCUCCGUUAGAUAGGGAGGGUCUCAUUCUUGAUAUAAUCUCCGCUUUGACGCCCCAUCUUACUGCAAUCCGCUCGGAACCAGUCGAUUAUGAAGGCUUAACGUCUCAACUCUCCCAGGCGGUGAAGCCUCAUAUCUCUCAACUGAUUGACCUCGCCUCAGAUAAGCGUGAAACAGCUGGAUUAAUUGCGGACAAACUUAUGCCACUGAUCCAGACAAUUGGUUCGACACCAGUGGAAAUCGAUACGUCGAGCUUAGUCACUGAGGUCACCGCAACUGUCAGCAGGAUCAUUGCUCCUAUCGACACCCACUCUAUCAAAGAACAAGUUGCAGACCUGGUUGUCGAACGAUUGGAUUCACGCCUUGCAACUCGUGACAAUGACGUUACUGUUAACUUCAAUAACCUGAAGAAUAGAAUCACGGAGGCGAUUACCCCGCUACUUGGCCAAUUUGAAUCUCUUGCGGAUGGCGUUAAAGCUAUCGGGACUGAACAAAGUUUAUUGUCGAAGGCGAUUCAGGAGUCCGCAUCAAAGCAGGGCGAUAGCUUACUUGUAGCUUUGUCAGAAAAGUUGGGUAGUGUUGCAGAGGCUUUGGCUGCUAUUCAGUCGCUAGUGUCACAGGAGCGUGAAAUAUCGGACUCACGAUCUCAACAAUUGGACCGCAUUGAGUCGUCCAUCGGAACGAUUGGGACUUCCCCGGGAAGCCUAUCCAAAGAGGACAGAGAAGAAAUACUUUCUGGUAGCCGCGAGGUGCUCGCUCGUCUCAGCCCCAUUUCCGAAUCUAUUAUUUCUGCAUUGUCGUCCUAUGAGACUAAGCACGGCGAUCUUCUCUCGCGCCUUCAGUCCAUGGAUGAAGCAUCGCAGGACGUACGUAAAUUAACAACACAGAACGCAGAGCUCCAAUCCCAGGUCAACAAGGCAAGGUCUCAGCACGGCCUAUUGCGAGUCCAACACGACAACUUAGCCAGCAAAGUUACCUCAUUGGAAGCAGAGCGCGAUCAGCUUCGUGCAAAGAUUGAUGAAAUGCAUGCGGCUGCCUUGUCUCGUGCAUCUGAUUAUUCGGCGUUGGAGGCACGGAAUCACGAGCAAGAGCGUGCUAUGCAUGCGGCAUUGGAUAGACUGAAAGUAUCUGAUGUCAAUGCUCAGACUUAUCAGGAACGCAUAAGCGAGCUUGAAAAGGCUAAUCGGGAGCUUACACAAGAGGGUCAGCAGUUGAAGUUAUCGACUGCUCGCCUUGAAAUGCAAGCUGAAUUCGCUGCGCGAGACAAAGAGUCAACACUCCAGGCCCUCAAGAUGAUGCAAGAAGACCGAGAUCGCCUUGCAGGGCAACAAUCUCAUUGGGAGGAACUUCACCGUUCAGCAGCACAAAUUGAGACAUUGGCCAACCUCGUCCAUAAGUCAGAGUCGGAGGAGAUCGCAGAACUGAAACGUAUCAGAGAUCAGAGUAAGGUUCUUGAAGGCGAACACGCGUCGCUCAAGAAACGUUUCAAGGACCAGGAGAGCAAGAUCGCUAAUAUCGAACGUGCUUCCGCGAUUGCACGAGAGAAUCUCGCUCAAGCUCAACAGCGCUCAAGGGACUGGGAGACGAAGGCAAGAGAGUUUGAGGGUGAAGUCGAGCGUCUAACUACUGCACUUGACCAAGGAGAGCAGACUAAGAACCAGCUGGAGACUGAUUAUUCAAUGGCGAAGCUGCAGCUAGAAGAGAAGGAAGCUGAGAGUCGCAUUACUAAGGACCGUGAGAGGAAACUCGAAGAGCAAAUUGCCUCUCUGAAGACUAAGAUUAGUAGCCUUACGUCAGAGCUCGAGGAGGAACGUAGGGCUGCACGCCCGGGUCCGAAUCAAAGACCUUCGUCGAGUGCAAGUCAUAACUACGAGCCUUCAGAGCCACCAACCCCACGUAUAAACGGGAAGUCCUUGCCGAAUCCAGCAAGAUCCAUCGCUGGGUCGCCCCCACCAAGGACGUCAACGUGGGACUCAAUACAUGCGCCGAUGAAUAUGGCGCACACGACAUAUGUUAAGCCUCCGAUGAUGUAUAGCAAGAGAACGUCGUUGCACAACUCCCGAGCACCUUCGCCGACGCCUAGUACUGUGUCUGCCGUGACGCAGGGAGCGGACGGCUGGUAUUCAUAGGGAUUUUUGUCGUUUUAAUUAAUUCACCGCGCUUCUUUUCCUUCCGUUCUUCUCUCUCUCCUUACUACUUGAUAUCGACAAAGUCGGAGAAGGAAUCUAUGUUUCUUGUUGUUCCUUUCCUAAUAUCUUUCUUUCCCCGUCUGCGCAUUAUGGAUUUCCGGCUGCAUGUUUCUUCUCAUCAACGUUCCCCAUCAUUACAAACUUUACUGAUAUCCUCAUCUGUUGAUAUCCUGACUGUUCAUCAUUUUCUUCGUUUCACUGAUUUUUCAGGAGAUUCCGGAUACUGACCUGCGUAUCAUCCCCAGACGAUGCGCAAAGCCAUACUGUCGUUUUAAUUCUUUUACAGUCGUCUUUUAGUUCGCUUUCGUUGAUAGCAUUCCCCUCAUCUCUGUUAAC